Pseudogymnoascus destructans is the source of this 1141-nucleotide messenger RNA. RefSeq lists its product as uncharacterized. Lineage: Eukaryota; Fungi; Ascomycota; Leotiomycetes; Thelebolales; Thelebolaceae. The coding region runs from base 320 to 1141 and encodes 273 amino acids. Gene Ontology annotation, biological process: RNA processing. The record is from RefSeq and is a predicted model, not a curated record. The transcript is spliced from 3 exons.
CCCACCGUCCCCUCUCUCACCCACCCAUCUAAAUCACGUGCCACCACAACCCCACCAAAGCGGUGAGCCCAGCAAAAUCGCCAAAUCCAUACUAGCGUAACUACUCUAAAUCGAUAGCUGGGCGCAUGGGCAUGGUCGCGUCCUCUGAAGGGGUCUGGGCUAGCUACUACACGAAUUCAGAAGAACGUAACCUUGCUGAGUAUAUUCACAACGAAUUCUCCUGCCGACAAUCAGACAACUACUAGGUAGAAGCGCUUGAAUACUUAAACGGGAGAUAUUUAUAAGGAAAAUCCGGAAAUAAACACACAGACACGACGCAAUGCCGAAAGAAAAAUCCAUAAACCCAGCGCAAGCCCAGCGCAAAGCCGAGAAGGCAAAAGCCGCCAAGAAAGGCAAAGCAGAAGCCGCAACCCGCCGGACCGAAAAGCUAUCCCGGCGCAACCCCGAACGCCUUCAAACCCAGCUCUCCUCGCUCCUGGCCGUCGAGUCUUCCGGCACGAAACUAACUGCUCACGAGGUGCGGCUGAAGGAGGAGCUGGAGAAGGAUUUGAAAGCUGUUAGGAAGGCGAGGGAGACGUUGGGGGAUAAGGCGCCUGCGUUUGGGCGUGGGGGUGGAGAUAGGGAGGGUGGGAGGGAUGGAGGGAGAGGGGGGGUGCUGGGAAAGAGGAGAAGGGAUGGCGGGAAAGGAGGGGAGGAGAGUGACAGUGAUGUUCCCGAAGAGGUAGCAGGUGUGCCUAUGCCGAGGGAUACGCCGCCGCCGAUACCGAAGGAGGUGUUGGAUAAAUGGUACCAAGCGCGACGAGACAAAUGGGCUGCGAACAACCCACAGCAAGCAGGAAGAGGCGGGGAGGGGAGUAGUGCGAAUGCGAUGCCUCUCGGUGCGAAUGCUAGGGAAGUCGGAAGAUGCGGUGAGAAAGAGGAGGAGGUGGUGAUGACGGUGCCCCCGGUGGAGGCGAAGACGGUAUACGAAGCUGCGCCAGCGAUUAGGGAUUUGAGGCAGGAGGCGGGUGCUGGGGAGGGGUAUUGGAAGGGUGCUGGGGAGGGGGGAGGGGAGGGGGAUGGGGGAGGGGGGAAGGAGGUGGAGGGGAAGGGGGGGAAGAGGGUUACGAUGAAGGAGGUUGAGGAUGAGGAUGCGCAGUGA